Pygocentrus nattereri (red-bellied piranha) is the source of this 1207-nucleotide messenger RNA. RefSeq names its product H-2 class II histocompatibility antigen, A-R alpha chain-like. NCBI's taxonomy places the organism in Eukaryota, Metazoa, Chordata, Actinopteri, Characiformes, Serrasalmidae. Gene Ontology annotation, cellular component: membrane; MHC class II protein complex. The transcript has 4 exons. Gene Ontology annotation, molecular function: MHC class II protein complex binding. Gene Ontology annotation, biological process: immune response; positive regulation of T cell activation; antigen processing and presentation of exogenous peptide antigen via MHC class II. The record is from RefSeq and is a predicted model, not a curated record. Bases 60 to 896 code for a protein of 278 amino acids.
GACACUGCAGUCAGUCAGAACUCGCUGUGUAUGAGUUCAGUUCCUCUGCGCUGAUCAAGAUGAAGCUGUGUUUGAUCCUCGUCUGUGCAGCUGUUCUCCACACAGAGGCUAAAUUUCAGCACAAGGACAGCCAUAUAGUCCUGUGCUCUGAGACAGAUAAAGAGGUGUUGUACGGACUGGAUGGAGAAGAAAUGUGGCACGCCGACUUCAGUGAGGGGAAAGGAGUGAUUACCCUGCCAGAGUUUGCAGAUCCUUUCUCCUAUGCAGAGGGAACAUAUGAGAGCGCCGUUGCUGAGGCGGAAAUCUGUAAACAAAACUUGGACAUUAUUACAAAAGCUUACAAAUACCCUGCAGAACCAAAAGAUGCUCCUCAAAGCUCAAUCUACUCAGAGGACGAUGUGGAGCUGGGCUCUAAUAACACCCUCAUCUGCUACAUCACUGGAUUCUACCCAGCACACGUGAAAGUUUCAUGGACCAAGAACGAUAUAGAUGUGACGAGUGAAGCUUCCCUCAGCAGAUAUUACGUUACUGAUGAUGGAACCUUCAACCUGGUCUCUCGUCUGAGCUUCAUUCCAAAGAAGGACGAUAUCUACACCUGCACUGUGGACCAUGCAGCCCUGGACAGACCACUGACCAAAACAUGGGAUGUGCAGGUCCCUCCUCCCAGUCUGGGUCCGACUGUGUUCUGUGUAGCGGGUCUGGCUGCAGGACUGCUGGGAACCGCGGUUGGAAUCUUCUUCUUCAUCAAAGGAAGCCACAAAGGAAGCAGCAAAGGAAACUGCGGGAAACAGAGUCCAGACUUUGUGCGGUGGGCUUUACUCUCAGAGCAGAAGUUACUCGAGCUCCUCGGGAAAAAGAAGCUGGUUGGGAAAACGACGCCUCUGACUUUUAAAUGAUUGUUUCAGGUUUUACAGGGAGACUCGCAGCAGAGCACGCUCAUCAUAUUUCAGCCUGUUUUUAUUCCCCUCACUCUGUAAUGCUGCUUUUUACAGCUUUAACCAAAUCUUAAGUGAUGCUGUUUUAACAUACUUGAAUAUGAGACCAAAUAAAUUUGGAAAUGUUUAAAUAUGAAACUGAUUUGAUUGCAGACCAGAGUAAUCACUGCUGGAUUAUAUGAUAUGAAGCCUACAUAACAGAUUAUUUUAAUACACCAACAUUGUUUGGAAUCCAUGUUUUCAAAAAUAUAAAGCCUGUAAAAAAAACUGUA